GGGCGGGCCCUCGCGGGACCGGGACGCAGACCGCUCACCGGUGCUGCGGGAGAGCUGCGGCUCUGGCCACCGCACUUCCUCCGGAGGGAGGAGGCUGGAGUGGUUCCACACGCGCGCCCUUCCCAAGCCCCCAGAAACCUCAGGUUCCAUGAUGGAGUUUGACCAUUGCCUCAAGAGGUUUCAUAUUUUGGAUUAGUUAAUCGUCUUUACCCUCUGCUGGGAACUUUGAAACUUCGGAUUCAGUUUCUGUGUCCUUCAAGACAUUACAUGCAGAGAGAUUGUACCAUGGACUGCAAGGAGAGCUGCCCAAGUGUGAGCAUCCCCAGCUCUGAUGAACAUAGAGAGAAAAAGAAAAGGUUCACGGUUUAUAAAGUUCUAGUGUCUGUGGGCAGAAGCGAGUGGUUUGUCUUCAGGAGAUAUGCAGAGUUUGACAAACUUUACAAUACUUUGAAGAAACAGUUUCCUGCUAUGGCUCUGAAGAUUCCUGCCAAGAGAAUAUUCGGUGAUAAUUUUGACCCAGAUUUUAUUAAACAAAGAAGAGCAGGACUGAAUGAGUUCAUUCAGAACUUGGUCAGGUAUCCAGAGCUUUACAACCACCCAGAUGUCAGAGCCUUCCUUCAGAUGGACAGCCCCAGACACCAGUCAGAUCCCUCCGAGGAUGAGGAUGAAAGAAGUGCUCCGAAGCCACACUCUACCUCACAGAACAUCAACCUGGGACCAACUGGAAAUCCUCAUGCUAAACCAAGUGACUUUGAUUUUUUAAAAGUUAUUGGAAAGGGCAGCUUUGGCAAGGUUCUCCUUGCAAAACGGAAACUGGAUGGGAAAUUUUAUGCUGUCAAGGUGUUACAGAAAAAAAUAGUUCUCAACAGAAAAGAGCAAAAACAUAUUAUGGCUGAACGCAAUGUGCUCUUGAAGAAUGUAAAACAUCCAUUUCUGGUUGGAUUGCACUAUUCUUUCCAAACAACUGAAAAGCUUUAUUUUGUUCUGGAUUUUGUUAAUGGAGGGGAGCUGUUUUUCCACUUACAAAGAGAACGGUCUUUUCCUGAACACAGAGCGCGGUUCUACGCUGCUGAAAUCGCCAGUGCCUUGGGUUACCUGCACUCCAUCAAAAUAGUGUACAGAGACUUGAAGCCGGAAAAUAUUCUUUUGGAUUCCAUGGGACAUGUUGUCUUAACAGAUUUCGGGCUUUGCAAAGAAGGAAUUGCUAUUUCUGAUACCACCACCACCUUUUGUGGGACACCAGAGUACCUUGCUCCUGAGGUGAUCAGAAAACAGCCCUAUGACAACACUGUGGAUUGGUGGUGCCUGGGUGCUGUUCUCUAUGAGAUGCUGUAUGGGCUGCCUCCUUUUUACUGCCGAGACGUUGCUGAAAUGUAUGAUAAUAUUCUUCAUAAGCCCCUGAAUUUGAGGCCAGGAGUAAGCCUCACGGCGUGGUCCAUUCUGGAAGAACUCCUAGAAAAAAACAGGCAGAAUCGACUUGGUGCCAAAGAAGACUUCCUUGAAAUCCAGAAUCAUCCUUUUUUUGAAUCACUCAGCUGGACUGACCUUGUACAGAAAAAGAUCCCACCGCCGUUUAACCCUAAUGUGGCCGGACCAGAUGAUAUCAGGAACUUCGACACAGUCUUCACGGAAGAGGCGGUCCCCUAUUCUGUGUGCGUGUCUUCUGACUACUCUAUAGUGAAUGCCAGCGUUCUGGAGGCAGACGAUGCAUUUGUUGGUUUUUCUUACGCCCCUCCUUCAGAAGACUUGUUUUUGUGAACAGUCUGACAUUCAGAAACCAUUGGGCAAAUUCAAGCCUGUGGAGGAGACGGAAACGCCGAUUUGUGUGAAUAUACUCAACUAUGUAUAACAGUGCCUCAUUUUUACAUGUAAUGUUGAAAACUAUGAAAUACGUAUUUUCUGCUGUAAGCAAGAAAUAGGGCAUUUCAAAGAGCUGAGUUUUAACUGAUUUGUAUUCUUGUUUAUUAAGCUUAUUUUUAAACAAAACUUUAAAGCUACUAUUCUUAGCAUUAACCUAUUUUUAAAGAUAACUUUUUGCUAUUGACUGUUUUUUCCCCUGUUAAGUUUACACUAACACAUCCAAGAUAGACUGUUGUUAAUCGUCUGUUACAGCUAAGAUAAGAUGCAUUAAUAUCUUUAUACUUCUAUGACUUUUAUCAUAGCAGAACUAUGCAAAUGGUACAUGGGAGUUUAAGAUGACGUCACUGUUUAAAAUUUGCUUCUUGGUAGGAGUCAAGUGCGAAGGCAGGUUGACGGCUACUCACGUGCAGCCCCCGUAGGACAGAACAAAAAGAGAUCUUUGCUUUUGAAAUGCUCGGUUCUCACCCAUGCAUCAUGUCUCCUCUCGAGGAGAAGAAAGUUAUGGGUAGGAGUUUUCGGGAUCCCCAAGGAGAUGGGAAGUAUAAAAUGCUGCCAGAUGUUUUUAGUGGUGCCAAAAAUAAAUGUCUGUCAUAUAUUUAUAUUUUAAAUGUUUUCUAUUUAUGUUCCUUUUGAUUCUUUGAAGGUUUAGUACACUGCUGAGUAGGUCUAAACCUUGGUGUCUGUUUUUGCGAAUAGCUAUUUCAAAACUGCCUUUCUAAUCGAUCAAGUUUUUAAGAUGACAGGAAAAAAAGUAGGUUUCUAUAAUGUUUACCUAAUUAUGAAUUAAAAAAUGAAAUAGCAAAUCUGGGUCAGUGUAAAUGUAUGUCACCUACUGCACUGUAAAGAAAGGUAACAGUAAUUUAGCAGAUACAUGUUCAGUGUUAUUCAUUUGGUAGUCACAGGGGUCAGACAUACACACGGCCUCAUGAAUGCUAACAAGAGUAUUCUCUAUGUCUACAGUAUCUUCAUACAUCUUAGAAAGAGUACAGAAAGCCGACCUAAAAUAACAUGUCAACUAGCGUGUACAUCUGUAAUGUUAGGUACAGAGAAACUAUUUAGAAAGGGGUUCUUAGCUUGGGAUCUCAGUUCCCAGAGGACAGUUUUUUCAGGUCCUUUAGGGAACAGUAUCAUGAGCUCAGCUGCUCUGAGAACAAACUUCCAUUGCAUGUGUUAUCUCGACAAAGAUCUCAGAAGAGUUUCUCACCAAUACCCCUUGGCUUAGAUGUGGUCAGCAGACCUGAGACAGGCAGCACUUGGCUUUGGCAGGCGGUAUCCCUAGCAGGACACUGGACCCCCCCCCAAGGAUGAAAUGUUCCAUCUACACUGUACAUAUUUGAUUGGGGGCACUUCUGUAAGCUGUACUUUACACAGAGUUUUUUGUUGAUUUUAAAUCAAGACAAAAAUUGUACAUGUAUGUUUUUUUACUCAGAUAUCUCUCAAUUAAAUUGCCAAAAAUUAAGUGCAAUAUUGUAUUUUUAAGAACAAAUUUUAGAUUUUUAAUGUUUCCUGGAUCACGAGAAGUACAGAUCUAUGUAGUAAAAUAAAAUUAUCAGAAAGAUUAA
Molecule: messenger RNA, 3422 nt
Organism: Myodes glareolus (Bank vole)
Lineage: Eukaryota; Metazoa; Chordata; Mammalia; Rodentia; Cricetidae
Gene: Sgk3
Product: serum/glucocorticoid regulated kinase family member 3
Biological process (GO): protein phosphorylation
Molecular function (GO): phosphatidylinositol binding; ATP binding; protein serine/threonine kinase activity
Source: RefSeq, a predicted model, not a curated record